This is a messenger RNA of Thalassophryne amazonica, 4957 nucleotides long. RefSeq names its product inositol-trisphosphate 3-kinase Cb (gene itpkcb). The record is from RefSeq and is a predicted model, not a curated record. The transcript is spliced from 7 exons. NCBI's taxonomy places the organism in Eukaryota, Metazoa, Chordata, Actinopteri, Batrachoidiformes, Batrachoididae. Gene Ontology annotation, molecular function: inositol-1,4,5-trisphosphate 3-kinase activity; inositol tetrakisphosphate kinase activity. Gene Ontology annotation, biological process: inositol phosphate biosynthetic process. Bases 181 to 2115 code for a protein of 644 amino acids. Gene Ontology annotation, cellular component: cytoplasm; nucleus.
CACCGCAGAUCUCGGCUGGUGGUUCUCACAGAUCUGAACAUGUGAAAAGGAAAGACGUGUCCCUGUCCGAAAUCUCAAGGUUUAAUAAAUGGAUUAUGUGACUAAUCCAGAGUCACAAGUACUUUCAAAACUAGACGCACACACUGAGGGCGUGUCCUGGUCUUUGCUACGGCAGCCACAAUGGGCCAAACGCGUUCGGAGCUGUCGCACAGCGAGACCGCCAAACGGCUGCGGAUCCACAGAAUUCACAACAAAGCAGAGAGCCGGCGGAGUCACCAGCUGAACCGGAGUCCGACCAAACCCUGGCCGCCGUCUGCUGUGGAAUCGACACAGCGGGAAUCCGGAGAAGUAAAAUCCUGUUGUGUAAAGAAAGCGGCGGAUUCAGCGAGGCGCCGAGGACAGAAACCGAGCGACACGCUGGUGUCGGCGGCCGCAGAGCCCACGGGAGACCCCACGGGAGACCCCACGGGAGCCCUGGGUUUAUUGGACAGAUCAUCCCGUCGCAAACAUCAGAAUAAUGUGAACUCUUCGGACCGGUCUGGUGUGGAAACACGGAGAACUGAGUCUAAACCCGGCGGAGGGGACAAUGCCUCGGACCCUCCGGUCGGAACCAUGGAAGGUCAACCCGCGGGAGGAGACCAGCACCGCGCCGCGUCCGGGGGAUCACCGCCGACUGAUCUGAGUCCAGCCCCGGACACGCGCCGGGCUUCAGCAUCGUGGUGGCUGCACCCAGAUCAGCCUGUGUCCGUCAAUCACACGGAGGGCGAAAUGACCAAAACUGACCGCGACACAGUUUCCCGGCGGGCCGGAGCAGAAAUCAGCUGCAGCCCACCAAAUGGUCCUGAUCAAACCCCACAGAGUGCUUCAGGAGGAGGCCAGAGCUUCCCAGGAACCAUCCCCAAGCUCAUCAUCACCCGAGACCCCAGUCCCACCCGCAUCUCGGACCCGCUGACCGUCCGAUCGGAGCUCUCCCCCGGCUCGUGUCUGGAUCCUCAUCACGACGACGAGUCUCCGUGCUCGGACAGCGGCUGCGGAGGCUCCCCGGCGUUGAUGCGCUCCCCGAGGAAGCUGUCCAAUUCGUCGUCCCUCGGCCUGUCCUCCGCCUCGUCCUUCGAGGAAUCAGAGGACGACGUCGCCGGAAGCGACAUCGAGUCCAGUCUGUCCCCGGGCCGGCUUCAGUCCCCGUGCAGCUCGGACGAUGGCACAGCGAAUAAGUCUUGGCAGAAGCUGAAGACCAUGGUUCACUGGUCUCCCUUCGUUGUGUCCUUCAAGAAGUGUUACCCAUGGGUGCAGCUCACUGGCCAUGCAGGUAACUUCCAGGCUGGGGAGUUUGGGCGCUUGUUGAAGCGCUACUGUGAGUGUGAGCACCAGUGCCUGCAGAAGCUGAUGACAGAUACUCUCCGCCCCUUUGUGCCUGGUUACUACGGAGUAGUUCAGCGGGAUGACCAGGACUAUAACCUGAUGGAUGACUUGCUGGCUGAAUUUGACUCACCCUCAAUCAUGGAUUGUAAGAUGGGCAGCAGGACAUACUUGGAGGAGGAGCUCAUAAAAGCCAGAGAACAGCCACGUUUGCGGAAGGACAUGUAUGAGAAGAUGGUUGCAGUGGAUCCAGAGGCCCCUACAGAGCAGGAGAAGGCCCAGCAGGGGGUCCUCAAACCCAGAUACAUGCAGUGGAGAGAGACGCUCAGCUCCACAUCCACCUUGGGCUUCCGCAUCGAAGGCAUGAAGAAAGGUGAUGGGACUUGCAGUACCAACUUUAAGAAGACAAAGCAUAGAGAGCAGGUGACGCAGGUGCUGGAGGACUUUGCAGAUGGAAACGCUCAGACAUUGAAACUCUACGUGCAGAGGCUGGAGGAACUGCGCUCGGUUCUGGAGCAGUCCUACUUCUUCAGGACACACGAGGUGGUGGGCAGCUCCCUGCUGUUUGUGCACGAUGCCUCAGGCAAAGCCAAAGUUUGGAUGAUCGACUUUGGCAAGACCGUUCCCCUGCCGGCUCCUCAGACGCUGGAUCACAGGACUCCGUGGGUAGAGGGCAACCGGGAGGACGGAUAUCUCUGGGGACUCGACAACCUCAUAGACAUCUUUAGCAGUAUGCUGCUCCCACAGUCAAUUUGAGAGGGAGCCCGACAGCGAAAAACAAGAUGUUGAAGACAUGAACUGACAGGCGGAGGAAUGUCAAGAUGAUAGUUUUCUGAUCUGCGUCACGCUGCAACACGUGUGUGUGUUGGAGGAGCAACAGAGGAUUUUGCCAUGCCAAACGCCACCAUCCUGCCUUUGUGGAAUUGGAGAUAAAGGUGAGAGUGGAGAAACUGAUACGGUUGCAGUUUAUUUCCUGAAACUGUGGGAUGUUGAUCGAACACUGUCAGAAGAGGAGGCUGUGCAAUUGCAAAUGUUGCCUCAGGCUCUGUAUUAGGUUACGGACAUCUGAACUCCUGCCCCCAGAUAGACACAUGCAGUGAUUCCUCUCUAUCGCCCUCUGCUGGUUAGAGAUGCACAUACCUCUGUAGCAGCCAUGAAAUUGUGUUAUUGAACUUUUUUUUAAAACAGCUUUUGAGGAACUUUGAGGAACAGCAGUUUUAAUUUUUUUGUUCGUCAUGGACCACUUGAGCUUUUAGUACAAGUACAUAGCAACACUAAAACACUGAGCGGACUUUUAGUUAACUAACCCUGCAAAUACAAUUUUAUUUAACUUUUUUCAGCCUUGUUCAUGGAAUUUCUGUGCCUCACAUUUGUGGAGGAACUGACAAUGGUCUUCCAAAGAGUUCACCCAAGUAUGUGACAGCUUGCAUUGUGCCAGACCUUCAUAGACACUGGUGUUUUCUAAACUGGAUUAUUGUACGAGAAUAUUGUGAAUAUCUGUUGCUUGACAGAUGCUUUAAAUGCCAUUGAACAAAACAAGCUGUGCCUCUUAGCACCUUAAGACGGGAAGCAGCACCCAGAUCCUGCAACUGACUCUGAUGUCAUUACGCUUCAUUCAACACCACAAACCUGUUUGUGUAAAAUUAAGAGCGCCCUGAUUAAACAAGUUAGUCUGUUCAGACUGUUGAAAGAGUGUAAACCUGCAGUCUGUAAACAUCUUCCAUAAUGCACAAUCAGAGCCAGAACUCUGCUUUUACAUGACUGUGUUGCAUCUCUCAUCCACUUACAUUUGAUGAGUUUUGUCAGUUUGAAUUAUUGUGUUUGAAAUCGAGUUUACAAAGGAAAUGGUAGCAUUACUCUUCUACGGAGUUGGUAAUGCUGAACAUGUUGUUCUUUGGUUGGAGUGAGACAGAUCACUAAACUAAAGUCUUCCUGAGAGAUUUAAAGAGGUACACUCAAGACGUUUCAACACAAGUGCCGCAAAUAUGUGACUUCACACAACUGGAAUUCUAAUUCAGGAAUUGUUUUUAUAGCUUUGAAAAGCAAAUGCUGGGAAAAAGAGCUGGUUUAGGGUUUAAAAGUAUUACAUUUCUUCGCCCAGUGAUCUUUUAUUUUUGUAAUAUGACGAACAGGUUUUCAAACUGGGUGAUUUACAUGUAACAAAACUGGAUUCAGAACCAUAUUUUGCAUGUUGAAAGUGCAAAACAAACAGGUAUAAAUUUAUAUUAAGUCCUUCCUUUGUACACAAGGUCAUGGAUCAUAAUAAAUUGGAAAUACCAGAUUUCGCCAGAGUUUGAACUUUUGUACUGAGACUGUCUUGAAAAGCCAACAAAAGCCAUCCACUAUUUUCAUAAUUUGUCAUUUUUUUUAAAGAUGAAUUUGUAUGUUCCAGCCUCCUAAAAGUGACAACUUGCUUGUUUUCUGCUGUACUAUACAGUGUAAAUGAAUGACUUUAAAGCAUUGUACAAGUAUAGCAUGCAAAUCAUGAAUGUUAGAGUGUAAUAAGAGCAUUUGAAAAAUAUUCUUACCAUUGCAUGAAAGGACAAUAUUCAUUAUUUGUUUUAUGUGACACCUAAAUAUAUGUUUGUCAUUCGAUAUUUAAAGUUAGACAAAUAUUUCUUCUCAGAGCACAUAGUCGAAAGCAGCAGGGCAGCGAUGGCUCUGCGUGUACAGCAGUAGACACUGCCUGGCAGGCGCGCCGCCUCCACCACACUGCUGAUGAACACAACAACCGCUGAGGAUCGAAGCAGUGUGUGUAGUAGCACAUCUGCUUUCCUCAAUCUUGUGACGUUCCCAAUAGGAAUAUGUCCCAAUUGUUCACCUGACAGCGCUUUUUUGGUCAUGCAAGCUUCUAAUUGGCUUAUGGUGUACUGAAUUUAGCUUUGUCUCAUCAAAGGUGCAUUUUUAUGAAAAGAUAGUGGAGUAUGCAUGGGACAAAAAUGCAUGGUAAACUACAUCAUAUAGUGGAUUGUUUCUCUGUACAAUUUGACAUAUAAUGUCAUGUGACAUACAAUCAAAUGACAAGCAUCUAUUUAAGUGUCAUAUAAACUGAUUUAUUUACCUGCUUUUUAAACUUUCAACAUGUUUUAAGCUGUUUUAAACCAGAUGUCUUACUUGUAGCUAAUUGCAAAAGCUCUGUACUAUAAGUCAAUGGUGGGCACAGCUAACUGAAAUGUUAGCUUUGAUGACUGCUAAUCUGAUAAUUGAAUGUUUACCUGUGGUAAUGCUAAACUAAUAAGUAGCUAUUGAUCUUCUAAUGGCUAUCAAUUGGUUAAAUAGCUAAUCUGCUAACGAAAAUGGUAAUUUAGCUAAUUAGCAGAUUAUCAUAACUGUGCCCACCAGUGCAGAAAGUAAAAUGGUUUAAAGGUGAUUCCAUCCAUUUUGCUAAUCAGAAAUAAAAUUUUCUUGGAUUAUCUGGUUUAAAAACCUUUCAAGUCAGUUUAAAUAGGUUCCAAGCAGCUGUUUGUUCUGUAUGGAUUGCAAAUGGUACUAAAAUGGGAAACUGGUUUACAUUGGACUUAAAUUUGCUUAACUUUUUAACGGUUCUGUAUUUUUGGAUUUUGUCUAAAAAAAAAUAUCUGGGCUCUGGAAUACUGAU